This is a messenger RNA of Bactrocera oleae (olive fruit fly), 2155 nucleotides long. RefSeq lists its product as uncharacterized. NCBI's taxonomy places the organism in Eukaryota, Metazoa, Arthropoda, Insecta, Diptera, Tephritidae. The record is from RefSeq and is a predicted model, not a curated record.
CAUACUUUUUGCUGCGUUUCACUAGGUUAUAAUUGCAUAAUAUAAACAAAGGCCAUAAUUUUUACAUGAUUCAGUGUGAAGCGUUUUAUCCUAACGAUAUUAAAAUGUAGCGACAUCUCUAAAAGGAUAUUAGUGCUUAUUCUUCCUGUUAGUUUGUUUACAUUUGUGUCAACGUCCUUUUCAUUCACGCUUUACUCAUCAUUUUUUUAGGGUUUGUUUGUGACAUCGAUUUUCAUAAAUUUACUUCCGCAGAUUUGUAAUUACGUUUGUUAUCCUUUGAAUUUUGUUAAAUAUUUACAUAUUUUUGAAAACAAUGUCAAAACAACGUUUUUAUAAUUUUCCGGCAAUGAUAUCCACGGAUCUUCACGAGGAAAAUAUACCAAUAUCCGUGUCUAACAAUAAUAAUAAUGAUGAAAAUAACGAAGACAACGAAGAUGAUUCUGAGUUCCUACAAGAUGUUCCUUAUUCAUCUAGCAGCCUUGAUCGAAGUUCAAUAGGAUCAAUACCAUGGGCUGACGAUGCCAUAAAGCAAAAUCAAUUAGAUUGGGAGCAAGUUGAGCGUAUGCUAUCUAGUGAGGACACACUGCCAGUGGAACCAGAUCUGCGUAACGAGAUUUUAGAAUGGCAGACGAAAUUUCCACAGUUAUUAGAACGAAAACAAGCACAGGAAAUUGUAGAAAAAAAGUUUGAUGCCUCAAAAGCAGAUAACAGUUUAACACAAAAUAUUGAUGAUGAUUUAAUUUCACAUUUGAGUUUGAACAGUUCUGAUGAUGAAGAGCGGUAUGAUGAGCUGGCUACACCCACUACUACAGGAGCACGACGGAACGAAAUACUAGAAAGUCAGUUUUUAGGAAGGAAGAGUGCCAUAAGUAAAUCAUAUGCAGACAGGCUUUCAGCCAAAAUGGCUUUAUUGCGUGUGACAGCAAUACCACUACGUCCAAAACAUCGAAAUGACUCUAUUAAAGUAAUACCGCAACAGACUUCAGCACAUCGAGAGCACAGUGGAACAUCUAGUUCAUUGCGAUUACGUAAAACAUCAACGAGUAAGCCUGAAUCGACUAUGCAGUCGCCUGGACUGCUUCACGAAAAUACGCAUUUUGAUACACAACAACAAUUUCGUAUGCCUCCAAUUCUGAAUGUACUGGAAAGUAAACGACGUUUUCGUGAUUUGGCCUCGAACAAAAGUUUUGUGCAAUUGACCCACGUGAAAGCACCCCACGCUAAAUCCGCUGCUAUAAUAAGACAGCCAGAAAAUAAUUUAUCAAUUGGUCAUACACCAAGGGGUACAAUUUUUACGGGUCAUCAUCAAACUGUGUGGCAGAGACCGCUAAUUGCUACCCGUGUGAGCAGUAAUUUUUUUAACAAUCGAAAUGCCAUUAUAUUGCCUUCCUUGCAUGCAAAAGGCAUCAGCGCUCAACAUCAGCGUCGAAACAGUACAACAUCCAGUACAGGUGCGGGUACAAGGACACAAAGUUUAUCGAACUCCAAUGUAGGUUCUUCAGCUAACAGCAGCGGUGAUUUUAAUCUACGACCACGGAAUGCGGUGGACCGUGUUGUGUCACGGUGGCAGCAAAUUAAUGUCAAUACUUCAACUUCUACAGGAACUGUUUCAACCGGUCGCUCAAUCUCAGCAGCUGUUCAUCAUCAUGUGCGUGCAGACGUCGGAUUGCGAGAGCUGUAUGUGCCAUAUGCCUAUAAACAUGAUGGUUUUAAAUAGCGAUCACAGGCGUGGCGGUUUGUAUAAUGCGCCACGAUUUUUACAACACAUGAAAAACAGUGUUUCGAAUGCCAGAGAAUAUUAAUUAAAACUAAAAGUCCUACUCAUAACAAUUAACGGAAAAUUAUUCUUCUAACACACAUUUUCAAUUUCUUUAAGAUUGAAUGAUAAAAAUUAGUUCAAAUAACUGCCAAUAUUUCUAAUUUUCGAAACACUGUGCAACAAAAACUAUACUUACAUUAUUUUUACAAAUAAAAUUUGUAUUAACUCAUAACUUUGCGUCGAUAGAGUAAAUAAGGACCUGCUUUCUUUAAUAACGGACUACAAAUUGCAGUGCAAUUAUAUAAGAAGUGCCUUUUAAGCGUUAAAGUUUUGGUAACGUUUAAAGAAUUGUGGUGAAAAUAAAUUGUAUUGACUACUGUUGAUAAAACUAUAAAA